AGAUAUAUUUCGUCAUUCUUGAGCGAUAUUACAAAUAUGCCAGCCGAAAAUUUAGAAGAACAAGGUUUAUCAAAAAACCCUCGAUUAGAACUAGCACAAUUUAGGUUUAUCUUGUCAAAGCCUGAAUUUAAAGACAAUGGAUCGAUUAAAAAGCAAUUACUAGACGCUAUUACUGAAGAUAAUAUGGCACCUUUUUAUGAAUCGGUUUGCAACGAUCUGGGUUGGGAUAUUGAUACAACUCUAUUACAAAAAAUGAAAACGAAAAACGAAGAAGAUAUUAAAAAAUUAGAGAGUAAUAUUGAAGAUGCAGAGCAAAAUUUAGGAGAAUCAGAAGUAAGAGAAGCACUAACUGCCAAGGCUGAAUACAUUUGUAAAAUUGGAGAUAAAGAGGGGGCUCUGACUGCUUUUCAAAAGGCUGGCGAUAAAACAGUUACUCUAGGCUUAAAGUUGGAUCUAUGUUUUCAUCUGAUCCGUAUUGGGCUAUUCUAUAUGGAUCAUGAUUUGAUAAACCAGCAGGUUGAAAAAGCUACUUCGCUCAUUGAGGAGGGUGGUGACUGGGAUAGAAGAAAUAGAUUAAAAGUGUAUAAAGCUGUCUACAAAAUGUCCAUUAGGGACUUUCCCAAUGCCGCUAAAUUAUUUCUUGAUGCUGUUGCGACGUUUACAUCAUACGAAUUGAUGGAUUAUAAGCAAUUCGUCACAUACACUAUUCUAUGCUCUGUUAUUGCGCUUGAUAGGCCAGAUCUAAGGGAAAAAGUUAUUAAAGGUUCUGAAAUACAAGAAGUCCUACACUCUCUUCCAGACGUUAAGGAUUUUUUGUCAUCCCUUUAUGAGUGUCGUUAUGAUGAUUUUUUCAAAUGCCUUCUAUACGCCCAGCAAAUGAUGCUGAACGAUCGUCUCUUGUCAUCCCAUGCACAUUACUACGUAAGAGAAAUGAGAAUAAAAGCAUACUCCCAACUCUUGGAAAGCUAUCGGUCUUUGACUCUAAAGUAUAUGUCAGACGCUUUUGGUGUUGGUGAAGACUUUAUUGAUAGGGAAUUAUCACGCUUCAUUUCUCAAGGACGCUUGCACUGUAAGAUUGAUAAGGCAAAUGGAAUUGUUGAGACAAAUAGACCAGACAGCAAGAAUUGGCAAUAUCAGGCUACAAUAAAGCAAGGCGAUAUUCUACUAAACAGGAUGCAAAAAUUGAGUAGAGUCAUUAAUAUCUAAACAAGAUAAGUGUACAGUAAAUGACAUGUUUUUCAAAUGGUCAAAAUACAUUUCAAAGAUUUUUAUAUUAUGAA
Molecule: messenger RNA, 1280 nt
Organism: Dimorphilus gyrociliatus
Lineage: Eukaryota; Metazoa; Annelida; Polychaeta; Dinophilidae
Source: the annotation of a GenBank genome assembly